UAUAAAAAGAGGUCCUGCCUGCGUCAGAUUGUUUUCUCCAAUGGCUAAAGGUGACUGAAUAUUAGUUGCCUCGGUGUCGUCCUAUCGGCAAGGGAAGAGAUGAUGGACGACUCCGGCGGUGUCCAAAUGGCGAGGGCGCUGAAACACGCAGCCCUGUGCCUGAUGCUGCUGCCCCGGUUCCUGCUGGCCGCCGUCAUGCUGUGGCUCCUGGAUUUCCUGUGCAUCAGGAGAAAAGUGCUGCUGAAAAUGGGCGAGCGUCCGGACAGCCCGGACGACCCGCCGGUGUGCGUCUCCGACUCCAACAAGAUGUUCACCUGGGAGUCCCUCAGGGCCGUGUGGCACGGCCAGAAGCUGGACUUUCUCAAAUCGGCGCACCUCGGGGAGGCUGCCCCCAACACCGAGGUGGUGCUGGUCCAGGAGCGGCGGCAGAUCCGGAUCCUGGACUGCACGAAAGGGAAGAGACCGCUCGUCCUCAACUUUGGCAGCUGCUCCUGACCGCCGUUCAUGACGCGCCUGGCGGCGUUCCAGCGCGUCGUCAGGCAGUACGCGGACAUCGCGGACUUCUUAGUUGUGUACAUCGAGGAGGCGCACCCGUCGGAUGGCUGGGUGAGCUCCGACGCGCCUUACCAGAUCCCCAAGCACCGCUGCCUGGAGGACCGGCUGAGAGCCGCGCAGCUGAUGUUCACCGAGGUGCCAGAGAGCAACGUGGUGGUGGACAACAUGGACAACUCGUCCAACGCCGCUUACGGAGCCUACUUUGAGCGACUUUACAUCGUGAUGGAUGAGCGGGUGGUGUACCAGGGUGGGAGGGGCCCGGAGGGCUACCGGAUCUCGGAACUGAAGAACUGGCUGGAGCAAUACAGAAAAGAGGUGAUGGACCCCCAGACGGCGGUGCUGUGUGUGUAGCCGAACCUGCCCUGCCCUCCGCUUUAGUGUCCAAACCCACAGUGCAAAAUAUCCAGAUGCUGCUAUCAAACGUUCACACAUGGCACAUUAUAUAUGAAUAUUAUAAAUAUAUAUAUAUAUAUAUAUAUGUUGUUUCUCUUGCAUUAAGAUGUUCAGGACUGACAGAUAGAGGUUCAGUUAAAGUUGACACCUUUAGCCUAUAGAUUGUAGGCUGUUAAACUGUGUUGUCAUGACUUUAAAUUGAUUCCUCAUAGCCAUUUAUUUUUUUGUUUUGUUUUGUUGGGUUUUUUUGUACGGAAAAAGUAUUUGAAUCAAUUGAAGCUGGGUUCAGUUGGUGACCACUAUUUUUCUAUUGUGCGUAGGUGUGUGUGUGUGUGUGUGUGUGUGUGUGUGUGUGUGUGUGUGUGUGUGUGUGUGUGUGUGUGUGUGUGUGUGUGUGUGUGUGUGUGUGUGUGUGUGUGUGUGUGUGUGUGUGUGUGUGAAGGAGCGUGCAUUCAGCUUAAUAUCUCACUCUGGCGUCUGUGUGAAGUUCGGUUUUUAAAAGGCGCAUCCAGAAAACCGACACUGAUGUUUCUGACACUGGAAGCAGAGCAAUAUUAGCUGGAUGCUCGCUCCCUCCGUGGUUCACUGCCAAACGAUGUGAUGUUGAAAACGAUGUAACUGAAAAAUAUGUUGUUUUUACAAAAAAAAAUAAUAAUAAAAUAAAAUAAAACUCAGAUCAGAUGAAAGGUGGGGAGAGACCUUAAAGUUAUUUAUUUUGUUUUUUUUCUUUGUGUUGCAUUAAAUGAGCAUAUUGUUCUUUCGCUGGACCAAUGAAAACCUAGGAAGGUUUUAAUCCAAACUAGGGUUAUCAAACGUGCGGUCCGUGUGCCUUUUGUGGUCUUAUGGGUGAUUUUUGUGCGGCCCACACACACACACACAAUUGAAGUACGGCGGAAUUUAGUUUUAUUUUAUUAAUCUUAUUUUUCAUUAAUGCCUUUUUUUUUGAAAAUAUGUAGAAAGAAACAAAUUUUCCUAAAUGAAAAAUGUUAAGUACAACAAAGAGUGUUAAUUUUUUUUAAUGGAUUUCCCCCCACCCUUCUUCUAAUAUAAUGGUAAAUAGGGCCUCAAUUAUCGAGGCAUUUAUUUUAUUCAGAUACAGACUUGGGUGCAUUUAUUCAAUAAAUCGUACAAACUACGGUAA
This is a messenger RNA of Xiphophorus maculatus (southern platyfish), 2089 nucleotides long. RefSeq names its product thyroxine 5-deiodinase-like. The transcript has a single exon. The record is from RefSeq and is a predicted model, not a curated record. Gene Ontology annotation, molecular function: thyroxine 5'-deiodinase activity. Lineage: Eukaryota; Metazoa; Chordata; Actinopteri; Cyprinodontiformes; Poeciliidae.